AUGGAUAAAGUAUGGUUAAAUUCAAAAAAUACACACGGAUGUAAAAAUGCAAUGCUUUUUCAAGAAAUUGAUCAAAAUAAUUGGAUUAUUGAUGAAUUGCAUCUUAUGUUGCGGAUCUCUGAUGUACUUUUUCAAUGUUUAUUUUACGAACUUAUCAAAAAAAAAGAUUUUGCAAAUAAUACACAAAUAUUGAUAAUUGCAGAAAUGAAAAGGCUGCAUGUUCAUUUUGAAUUUUACCCUCCUACUACGAAAAAUGGAAAAUGGGAAUGGACAUCUCUUAUGGGUCCUGACAAGGAAAAGAUAUUGAAAGAUUUUCAGAUAAAACAUCUUUUUGAUGGACAACAAGCUACAAGAGGACAAGAUAUUGAGCAUCUUUGGCGUGAAUUUUAUUGUCUUUAUAAAUUAAUGCAUCAAAAAUCUAUAACAGAUGAGGAGAUUGACCAAUUUGAAGCUGAUGCAAAGCAAUGGAUUCGUGAUUUUUGUCGUCCUACUAUUGGUAAUAUGAAUAGUGCUAAUCAACAAGAAGGAAUGUAUUUGCGCACAGAUGUUACUCCAUACAUGCAUGUAUUUGCUCAGCAUGUGCCUCAAUUUAUGCGAUAUCUAAAACAAAAAGGGAUGGUAUUGCGGCAUUUUUCAACAUCAAGUUUAGAAAAAAAAAACCAUCAACAGGUACGAUUAUUUUUUGGAGGAACAACAAUGGGUGGAGGAAAAUCAAAAAAAACCCGUAAUUCACGAUAUUCUCUGUUAUGAAAACCGGCAAUUAUUCUAUCAUAUACAUAAUACUCCAAUUAAAUAAAUAUACACGAAAAACAAUGGAAAUAAAGCCUAGUAGCUUUAUAAGGUAAAAUCAUGUAUUUCUUAUUAAUAGUGUUGGCGGGUGAAAUGAUGUCG
Molecule: messenger RNA, 891 nt
Organism: Rhizophagus irregularis DAOM 181602=DAOM 197198
Lineage: Eukaryota; Fungi; Glomeromycota; Glomeromycetes; Glomerales; Glomeraceae
Source: RefSeq, a predicted model, not a curated record